GGAAAUAGACUCAAGCACCAGGUUCUGCCAUUCGUGCACCCCUCUCUAUUGUUAAACCAAAAGGAGGCGAAAAACACAAUUUGAAGCGAUUCCCAAUUGUACCACACAAAGUUUUCAGGAAUCAGAAGAAUCGAAUCCAUGUCAUCCUGUUCCAAGGCUAUCCUGGACAAGACACCACCAAGAGUGAUGAACUCUCUCUACCUAAACAAAAAAAGCACCAAGAUGGCUGCUAAGCUUCUUCAGCGCCUCCGUCCUGCUACCCUGAAAGAGCCACAGGGACCUGGCCCACCAGAGGAGCCCCCAGAGAUUGCUGAACUGGUGGACGACACAGAGGGUAUUUCAGUGCGAUUGAGUGGCACCCUCAGUCUUAGUGAGGACAGUCUAGGAUCAGAGGAAAGUGAUGGAACAGAUAAUAAUCUAGUGGAGGAGCUGAAUCAAGGAACUCUUUUGACACAACAGCUGAGGGAAAUGUGGUCAAAUUCUCAACGUCGCACUAAGCCCAUCAAACUGACGUUCGAGGUAACAGAGGCUAAUGUGGUGCGAGAUGUCCAUACCAAAUAUGUGGUGUACACCAUCUUUGUUCUGCAAUCUGGAAAAUUUGACCCUUCUCCGGCCUAUAUCUCUUGCCGCUACUCUGAUCUGGAACGGUUAAAACGUCGCCUGCGCACUCUCUACCCAGAUGAAAUGAGUGACGUGUCUUUUCCACGUAAGCGUCUGCAUAGGAACUUUACAUCAGAAACCAUUGCCAAGCGCAGUCGUGCCUUUGAACAGUUCUUGUGCCAUGUGUCAUCAAUGCCGUCUCUGCGCUGGUCCCCUCAUUUCGUGGGGUUCUUUUAUUUGAAAGAAACUCAGAAGGCUCAACAACUCACUCGCACAGGACUGUAUAAUAUAGCACUUCCACUUUGGACAAAUAUUUGGCGCCUUCAAGACAAGCUUUGUCCUCUAGAGCCCAGUACUCAUCGGCUGCUUGUGUUGGCAGGACUGGUAGCUUGUCACCAAGAGAUGGACACUUUAGUAGAAGCGCAAAUGUACAGUGAACAAGCAGUAGGACUUUUGAAGGAGGUAAUGGACGCUAACUGCCCUUGGCUAAUGCCUUUUCUGAAUGCUCAUAUUCAGCUGUCAUGGAGAGUUGGAAAAGACAAGAGAGAUUCAGAGGCUGCCUUACAAAAGUUACAAGAGGCUGGGCAUACUACACAAAAUGUUCCCAGUCUGAAAGAAGUUCUCGUUCGAGAGACUGUAAAUCUGAGUGUUUAAGGGAAUAUGAGGGAUUUCUGGAAUGCAAUACUCUCCCAUUUUUGGGAGAUCCUCUGCCAGCUAUCUUCUUUGGAUUGGGUUAAAGGGCAAAAAAAUAAAUACAAUGGUGCUACUACAAACCUUAGGUUGUGAGAACAAGGAUGUUUUUUGGGAUACCCAGUUUAUAAGUCAACCGGUUCUGGUUGCUCAACCAAGUCAUGAAUCCAAGGAAAGUCUUCUAUAGUGCACUUUUUAGGUUUGUAGCCUCUUGCUUGAUGUAGUGAUGUGGACACAAACUCAAGAGAAAAACUAAAUUACUGCAUCACCUGAUC
This is a messenger RNA of Pelobates fuscus (common spadefoot toad), 1565 nucleotides long. RefSeq names its product sorting nexin family member 21 (gene SNX21). Bases 139 to 1254 code for a protein of 371 amino acids. Lineage: Eukaryota; Metazoa; Chordata; Amphibia; Anura; Pelobatidae. Gene Ontology annotation, cellular component: early endosome membrane. The transcript has 6 exons. Gene Ontology annotation, biological process: protein transport. The record is from RefSeq and is a predicted model, not a curated record. Gene Ontology annotation, molecular function: phosphatidylinositol phosphate binding.